GAGCUGUAGUCAACAUAGGAGGAGCUGGCUUGCUUUAUUGUCACUUAUUGGAUUUAGAGUACAUAGGAGGAGGUGCACCGUGCGGGGAAGUUCGACACCGGUCAAAGUUUGUUGCAAAAUUCAGAUAUACUUCUUCACAUAGGUCCAGCGUUGCUGUCUGUCGUCUCGGAAACUGAAGAGGCUUCCCUUGACAUUUCUGGACUCUUUCUUCUUUCCCUGCGGCCCAAAGUGAACUUCUAGAUCAGAAGAUGUCCGAAAACGGUGCGUUACCGCGUCGGGGGAAAGUGCUCACCAUCGACACCAUGAACGCCAACGUGAAGAAGGUUGAAUACGCGGUCCGCGGACCCAUCGUCCAGCGCGCGUUGCAGAUCGAGAAAGAGCUGAAAGAGGGGGUCAAGAAGCCUUUCAAAGAGGUCAUUAAAGCAAAUAUCGGAGAUGCUCAUGCUAUGGGCCAACGACCAAUCACCUUCUUUCGACAGGUGAUGGCUUUGUGUACUUAUCCACAACUGCUUGAGGAUAACAAGUUUCCAGAGGAUGCUAAAAACCGAGCAAGACGUAUUUUGCAGGCAUGUGGAGGGAACAGCAUAGGUGCAUACACAACAAGUCAGGGCAUUGACUGUAUAAGACACGACAUUGCAAGCUACAUCAAACGCAGGGACGGCGGUGUUGCCUCUGACCCUGAUAAUAUCUACCUCACGACAGGGGCCAGUGACGGCAUUGUGACCGUGCUGAAGUUGUUGACUGCUGGGGAGGGUCGUACCCGGACAGGGGUGAUGAUAUCCAUACCUCAGUACCCUCUUUACUCAGCCGCAAUAGCAGAGCUGGGUGCUGUUCAGGUCAAUUACUACUUGAAUGAGGAGAAGUGCUGGAGUCUAGACAUUAGUGAACUUCAGCGCUCUCUACAGGCAGCCCGGGAGCAUUGCAACCCUCGUGUACUGUGCAUUAUCAACCCUGGCAACCCCACAGGUCAGGUACAAAGCAGACAGUGUAUUGAAGAUGUAAUCCAAUUUGCAACUAAAGAGAACCUCUUCCUAAUGGCUGAUGAGGUGUAUCAGGACAAUGUGUAUGCAGAAGGCUGUAAGUUUCAUUCCUUUAAGAAAGUGUUGUUUGAGAUGGGCCCAGAGUAUUCAAACACUUUGGAGAUGGCAUCAUUCCACUCCACCUCCAAGUGCUACAUGGGAGAGUGUGGUUUCCGAGGGGGAUACAUGGAGAUCAUUAACAUGGACCCAGAGGUGAAGGCUCAGCUCUCCAAGCUGGUGUCAGUACGUUUGUGCCCGCCUGUGCCUGGACAAGCCCUCAUGGACCUGGUGGUCAAUCCCCCUCAGCCUGGAGAGGCCUCCCACAACACUUUCAUCAAGGAGCGAACAGCCGUACUGAGUGCUUUAGCUGAAAAAGCCAAACUGACAGAGGAGAUUCUGAAUACAGUGCCAGGUAUCAGCUGUAACCCUGUGCAGGGAGCCAUGUACUCAUUCCCACGGAUCACUUUACCUGAACGUGCCAUCACUGAAGCCAAAACGAAGGGUCAGGAACCAGACAUGUUCUACUGCAUGACACUUUUGGAGAAAACAGGCAUCUGUCUUGUUCCUGGCAGUGGUUUUGGUCAAAGAGAUGGCACUUACCAUUUUAGGAUGACCAUCCUUCCUUCAACUGACAAACUGAAGAUCAUGCUUAACAAACUGAAGGAAUUUCAUCAGAACUUCACCCAGCAGUAUUCCUGACCUGCUUCAGAGCCCUCCAGCCACAGCUAACUGACUAAAAUAUUCUUCUCACUUUGUGCCUUCUUAAUAUUAUGGCAGAAUUAGAACCAAAUAUUCACAUGGGUAUUGAUGGACACUAAUCUGCAACCCUGCCACAAGAUAAUUGAUGCCUUUUAGCUGAAGAUAAAUAAACAUUUUCUAGAAUCUAUCAUUAUGGACUUGAUAGCGCUGAUUUUGAAUUCAAGAAGUAGAAAUAACAACACUGAUUCUUAUUUUACAAUAUUUAAAUCAAUUAAAUUACAGCAUGUUUUUAGUAAACAGUCCUGAACAUUUAAGAGAUAUUCUUGAUGUGGUGUGUGUGUUAGUGUGGUGUGUGACAGUACAAUGAAAGUGAGGGAAUGGGCAUUCGUCAAUACAUUAUUUAGCACUUUUUCCAUUCAGUGCUUUGUGUGUAUUGUUGUAAUUAUUAAUGCAUUCAUUAUUCAAUGUAAGUACAAAAAUUCCUGUACAUGUACAUACCAGAUUAACUAUAUGACAGAUACAGUAUAAAACAAUAUACAUUAACAAUUAGGAUUUUGUGUUGUGAUGUUUGAAUGCUAAUUUAUGAUGAAAUGUUCCUGUUAAAGCUCCUCACCACUAGAGGACACACUACCAUAGAAUUACAAGAUCACACUUCAUCUUGUUUUUGAAUUGAUUCCUUGUUUUGUAACGCCUCUCUUUCUUUCUCUCCCACACACACACACAUACAGACACAUUACUGAGAAGCCCAACUGCUCUAUUCUUUAUGGUGUCAUUUUGUUAAUGAGUUAAGGGAUAUAAUGGGAUUAUGUGUAGUUUGAGAACUUUUCAGAACUUCAAAAAGCUAAUGGUGCUCAGUCUCUUAGAUUUUUCAACGGAGACAUUCUGCAACAGAAUGUUUAUAUUUUACAUUUUUGCAGUGUGACAUUUAGUAAAUGCAAUACCACAGUGAUUAUAGAUACGUAUGGAUUUAUAUAGAAAAUAAAAGAUGUUUGAUAUGGUGUAAGGUAAUCCUGCCUUUCAUUAAAAAAGUCAUUGGCAUUGCCUGGUAAUUUUGCUCUAGAAAAGGGGUUCUCAACAGUGGCAUUCAAAGAAUGUCAAGGGGGCCCUUAUCAGUAGAGAGGGCAGGCCCGGUUCUAAGGGACAUCAAAGCACCCUCAAAUGUAUAAUGUUUGUGCUUUAUUGUGUCUUCACUUUAACUAUUAUCACCCCACUAAAUUCUGUCCCACUGUGUUUAAACGCACAACCGCAUUUUCAUCUUGAGCUGUCUAAUGUCAGUAAGUGUGGUUUGCUGCCUGUGCAAUUGGAAUUGCUCUUACUGCCCCCUGCUGAAUGAUACUUGCAAAAACAUGAAGGUGCUUCCUGCUCGAAAUGCUCCAGUUUUAAGAAUAUUCCUUAAUACAGUCUAGGGGGAAAAAUUAUAACAUUCAUUUUAGCUUUAACGCAUUACGUUGGAGAGCAGAUGAGUCUUCUAUUUUCCUUAUCCUUUCAGAGGGCUGUUUGUGUCGUGGGCUGGCAACUGAUAGGAGCUCAAACAAAGACAGUGUGUUCUAGCCCCAGAGUUGUCCUUGAAUGUAUUAUGUUUUUUGUCUUUUGUCUGUUUCUAGAGUUAUUGUAAUCACAUAUGUAUGUGGGUUGCGUGUGUGAGUAGUGAGUCUCAUGGAAUGUUCUGUGGAUUAGAUUGUUGCAAAUUGAAAAAGUUAUCUCUAUAAGUUUUGUUUCUCCUCUCUGGUGUCUCGCAGGUAUAAAGCAUGCAUCCACAGUCAUUGAGUUUAGAGGUCGACCGAUAUUGGUUUUUUCAGGCCGAUGCCGAUGCUGAUCUUUUGAAAUCCGGGUCAGCCGAUGGCCGAUUAAUGCUGCCGAUUUAUUUUGGCCGAUAUUUGGCCGAUAUGUGCUUGUUUUUAACCUCUUAUUUGAACCUUUUAUUUGAAAGAUAAAAUGUAACACAAAUAAUUACUUAAGAUAGACAACAUUUCUCAACAAAUACAUUUAUUGAACACUUGAACAGUCUGCACUUGUACACUUAAAUUAAAAAUGUAUAAUGUAAAAACAUAUUGUAUAAACAAUGUAUAACAAAUAUAUUAAAUAAACAAAGCAGGUGUUACGAACUACUCCGAGACACGAAGGUUGAGAUCCAAAUGCAGCUUUAAUUAAGGGGCAAUCCAGACACGUAAUCCAAUAUUCAGAGCAUCCAAGAGAAGCACAGGCAUAACUAGGGAUGGGUAUCGUUAAGGUUUUAAUGGUAUUACUAUCUUACCGAUACUGCUUAUUGAUCCGGUACUUCAGCUGUAUUCUUAACGGUUCU
This is a messenger RNA of Xyrauchen texanus (razorback sucker), 4020 nucleotides long. RefSeq names its product alanine aminotransferase 2-like. The transcript is spliced from 12 exons. Lineage: Eukaryota; Metazoa; Chordata; Actinopteri; Cypriniformes; Catostomidae. Gene Ontology annotation, biological process: biosynthetic process. The record is from RefSeq and is a predicted model, not a curated record. Gene Ontology annotation, molecular function: L-alanine:2-oxoglutarate transaminase activity; pyridoxal phosphate binding. Bases 249 to 1718 code for a protein of 489 amino acids.